AAGAGAGAAAAGGAGGCGGGAAAGGGAAAGAGUAGAACAGAACUUCACGCAGAGGCCAGGAAAGGAACUCAGUUUUGAGUCAGAUACAAAGACCUCCUGUGUGGUUUAGCAGGAACAGAGACCAGAAAAAAUGGGGAUUUGCAGGAAAAAGAGACACUCAACAGAGGAGAAAGAGGCCGUUUUCCUGAGAAAGAAAAUCACCCUCACCCGGGCUAUUGCAUUGGCUGUGGGCACCAUGGUGGGUAGUGGGAUCUUCAUUUCUCCCAAAGGGGUGUUGAAAAACUCAGGCAAUGUGGGAAUCUCAUUACUCGUGUGGCUGGCUUGUGGGAUCCUGUCUCUGUUUGGUGCUCUGAGUUACGCAGACCUGGGCACAAGCAUCACAAAGUCUGGGGGACAUUACAUCUACCUUCUGGAGACGCUUGGGCCCUUGCCAGCCUUCCUAAGAUUAUGGGCUGAAUUCGUUAUGAUCCGGCCUGCAAAUAUGGCUGUGGUGUCCCUGGCGUUUGGUCGCUAUCUAAUAGAGCCUUUCUUUGCCCCGUGCAAUGUUCCUCCCCUGGCUGUGAAAUUGAUCACUACAACUGGAGUCACUCUAGUAAUAGCUCUGAACUGCUGGAGUGUUAGCUGGUCAGCAAACAUACAGACAGUGCUGACUGCCCUCAAGAUGGUCACUAUUGGCCUCGUUAUUGUUCCUGGGAUGAUGGCUCUUGGAAAUGGUCACUAUGAAAAUUUCCAUGAUAGCUUUGACACAACUUCAUUGGUAAUUGAAAAGCUGCCUCUUGCUUUUUAUUCUGGGAUGUUUGCCUAUGGUGGAUGGUUUUAUCUAAAUUUUGUAACUGAAGAAAUUGUGAAUCCUAAACGAAACAUCCCACUGGCUGUCGUGAUAUCCUUGACUGUUGUCACAGUUGGUUACCUCCUUACUAACGUGUCUUACUAUGCAAUCCUGACACCACAAGAAAUCCUCAACUCGGAUGCAGUAGCUGUAAGCUUUGCUGAUAAGGGUUUCAAGAGCAUUUCCUCUGUGAUCCCAGUCCUUGUAGCUCUGUCAUGUUUUGGAGCUUUGAAUGGAGGAAUUUUUGCUGCUUCAAGGAUGCUGUUUGCAGCUGCAAGAGAAGGACAGUGGCCAGCUCUGUUUUCAAUGAUACACCUUCAAAGGCACACUCCUCUCCCAGCACUGAUAUUAAUGUUGCCAUUGAUUUAUGUGAUGGUGUCCAUUGGUGACCUCUAUGGGUUGCUGAACUUCUACAGCUUCGCACGCUGGCUCUUUAUAGGACUUGUCACACUAGGCCUCAUGAUACAUCGGUACCGGCAUCCAGAAGUACCAAGACCAUUUAAGGUACCCCUGGUUAUCCCACUGGUGUUUACCAUAGCCUGUUUCUUUAUUGUGGGGAUGUCACUAUAUUCAGAUCCUGUGAACACCAGUAUAGGCUGUGCUAUAACUCUGUCUGGCUUGCCUGUUUAUUAUCUGGUGGUUCAGAAAACUAGAAUACCAAGAUGUUGCACAUCCAAAUUCAAUGCCAUGACAGUGAAACUGCAGAUCCUAAUGAAAGUGGCUCACCAGGAAGUCCAGACUUACUGAAGGAAUUGUGACACUGAGCAAGGAUAACAGCAUUAUAUAAAAAAAACUUUCAAGGUGCCUUCACAACAGUUUCUAAGGGCGCUCCUCAAAUCGAACAGUGAGGAACGUAUCUCCAAGCCCCUUGUGAUGAAGCAGAGAGAAAUGUGAUGUACCAUUCUUUUCUAACAAAGCAUUGUAUCUUUAUUUUUGAAAAGGAGCAAAUAUUCAACAGCUUCAACAAAGACAUUAUAGUUUUGCUUAUUUUGGACGUUUUUUCAGAUACUAAAGCAGAUUAAUUGGCCAAACUAAUGUACAUACUAAAUAUUAUACGAUAAUAAAACCUGCUGGCCAGGGAGGAAUGUUGUUUCCCUUACGUCUGAAUAGGAAGUGGAAAACUAAACUUUAUCUCUAUAUGCUACAAAUACGAGUAAAGGGAAUGUUGCCUAAAUACAGGCCAUCAGGUCAUUCUAAGUAGUCCUAUACAUUCACUGAUUUCCCAUAGGAAAAGGCAAGGAAAGACAAAACUAGCUCCAGAUAUUACUAAACACAAUAUUAAAAAUAAAAAGAGAUUCCACCUAAACAUUAGGAAAAACUUUUUAAUGCAAGAGCAGUUCAACAGCAGAACAGAUUCCUUUGGAGGGUGAUGGACUCUUCAUCUUUUUGAGGUCAUUAAAAGGGUUUGGAUUGUCAUCUUUCUGAUGUUCUUUAGUGGUAUUUUUUCCACAGCAGAGGACUUGGAUAGAUGGUUCUUGUGGUCCCUUCCAACUCCAAAAUUCCGCUAGUUUGAUCUAUUUUGGGUUCUAAAAAAAAUCUUUAUAACAAAUGAAGCUUAUAGUGCUGGAAAAUGAUAAACUUCCAAUGUACAUGCUUAGAAACAUGUUGUUAAGUAUUAUAAGCAUAAACAUAGGGCUGUUUCACUUUGAGCCAAGGAGGUUCUGGAUGAGGUUUUGCAUUUAGCAGCACUCUGUCUUGGAAGCACCUUCAGAAUAUUAAGGCACACGGCACUCUGUUGGAGGCCCCUAUUAAUCCUUGAAAGUCAGGAAGCAAAAGAGUAAGGCAGGGAGCCUUCUGAACCUAACAUCAUUGUCAAGAGGCUUGAAUUUCUCCCAGGUGUUAGCUGUAAAUCUAAUCUGUUUAAUACCCCAAUUAUACAGUUGGCUCUCUCAAAAGUACACUGGGAUUGUAUUUCAUGUAGACAGGUGCAAAGCAGGGCAAGCCCUGAUAAUUUAGACUACUUGUCAAAUUAAUCUUUUUUAAAGUUAAAAAAACAGUAACUCCUAGUUGGCUUAGCCUACACAUUCAGGAAUUCUGGAAGUGAACAUUAUUUGGAUGUUUACUCAUAAUUUCUGUUAAAUCAGCAUCAAGUUAUGGCAACCGUCUGAAUGAGAACCUUCCCCUGUCAUCAACAAUGCUAUUCAAAUCCUGCAAACUCGAGGAUCCCAUCAACCUGUAAUGCAGUCUUCCUCUUUUCCAACUGCCUUCCACUUUACCAAGCAUCACCAUCUUUUCUCAUCAUUCAGAUUGUCUCAUGAUAUGGCCAAAGGAUGAUGGCCCCAGUUUAGUCGCUUUGAGAUGUUUCUAAAAUACACAAAACCAACCAAUGUCAUUUUGUGGAUAUAUUAUUACUGAAGUUCUCACAUAAGGAAUAAAAUCACAAAAAGGAUCAGAGAAA
Molecule: messenger RNA, 3227 nt
Organism: Anolis carolinensis (green anole)
Lineage: Eukaryota; Metazoa; Chordata; Lepidosauria; Squamata; Anolidae
Product: cystine/glutamate transporter
Exons: 12
Coding region: 131-1576 (481 amino acids)
Biological process (GO): amino acid transmembrane transport
Cellular component (GO): membrane
Molecular function (GO): L-amino acid transmembrane transporter activity
Source: RefSeq, a predicted model, not a curated record